AUGUCUCGUUUAAUUGUCAAGGGUCUCCCGAAGUAUCUCACAGAGGACAGGCUCCGGAAGCAUUUUGCUGCCGAGGGCAGCGUGUCGGACGUGAAGCUCAUGAAAAAAAGAAACGGCGAGUCCAGACAGUUUGCAUUCAUCGGCUACAAGUCAUCUGAAGAUGCCAAAAAAGCCGCCAAAUUCUUCAACAAGACGUUUAUCGACACAGCCAGAAUUGAGGUUGAAGUUGCCAAAACGUGGGCCGAUCCUACGGUGCCCCAGGCCGUCAGAGAAAAAAGAAGACUAGCCGAAAGACGUCUCAUGGAGCAGGAAGAAAGACUCGAAAGACAGAAGGAGGAGGCCGAGCAGAGAAAGAGGCAGAAAACGGAAAAGAAAUCCAAACUUGACGAGGAGAUCGCUGCAAACCCAAAGUUGAAAGAGUUUAUCGAGGCUACAAAGCCUGCUUCUCAGAGGCAGUCUUGGGCUAACGAUGGAGCCGAUGGACUGGGUGCUCCUUCUGCAAAAGCUCUAGAAACCGCUUUGGCCGAGCAGGAUGGUCCUAAAGUCGAUGAAGAGAAGUACAGCGUGGCUCAGGCGCAAGAAGCUGCCAGUGACGAUGAAUAUGACGAUUUUGGCAAGGACGAGCCUGAGGAGGACGAGCCCAUGAUGAGUCUCAAUGACGUGAAGGAGGGUGAAAAUGCCGAGGAGGAAGCAGCCGACGACGACUUGGCCAAGGACGAGAACGUUUCGGAUCUAGAUUGGCUCAAACUGAGAAGAAUCAGAAUGAAGGAGAACCAGCCGGAAGAGGAGGAAACAAAAGAGGAACAGCCUGUGGAAAAGCCCCAAAGAGUCCACAAAGAGCCCGUUCAGCAGAAAUCCGAGGCCGAAAAGAUCAAGGAAACCGGCCGUCUUUUCAUCAGAAACAUUCUCUACGAUUCCACGGAAGACGACUUCAGAGAACUCUUCAGCGAUUACGGCCCUCUCGAGGAGGUCCACAUCGCCAUCGACACGCGUACCGGAAAAUCAAAAGGUUUCGUCUACAUCCAGUUUGUCCGGAACCACGACGCCGUUUCCGCCUACAACGCCUUGGAUAAGCAGAUUUUCCAGGGCAGACUUUUGCAUAUCUUGGCGGCCGAGGCCAAAAAGGACCAUCGUCUUGACGAAUUUGCAUUGAAGAACUUGCCACUCAAAAAGCAGCGUGAGCUCAAGAGAAAAGCCCAGGCCGGUAAGUCUCAGUUCAACUGGAACUCGCUUUACAUGAACAACGACGCUGUGCUUGAAUCCGUGGCAGCCAAAAUGGGUGUUUCCAAGCUGCAGUUGAUCGACCCCCAAAACUCCAAUUCUGCUGUCAAGCAGGCGUUGGCAGAGGCCCAUGUCAUUGGUGAUGUCAGAAAGUACUUUGAAGAUAGAGGUGUGGACUUGACGAAGUUUGACCAGAAGGAGCGUGACGACACCACCAUCUUGGUGAAGAACUUCCCCUUUGGAACCACCAGUGCCGAAUUGGGUGAUCUUUUCGCCGAGUACGGCCAGAUCAAGCGUAUAUUGAUGCCUCCUGCUGGAACCAUCGCCAUUGUGGAGUUUAGAGAUGCACCAGGCGCCAGAGCUGCCUUCACAAAAUUGGCCUACAGAAUGUUCAAAAAGAGCAUUCUCUACUUGGAAAAAGGUCCUCGUGAUUUGUUCGUUCGUGAGCCCGUUGCUGGCGAAUCUGUUGACGUUGAGAAGCCUUCUGAAAAGGCUGUUGAAGCCAAGAUCACCGCCGACGACGUCAUGGGCAGCGAAAAGCGUGCUGAGAGCGACGUUGAAGACGAAAUCGAGGGCCCUACCGUGUCUGUGUUCGUGAAGAACUUGAACUUCGCUACUACAUCCGCCGCAUUGACCAACUUGUUCAAGCAAAUCCCCGAUUUCGUCGUUGCCACUGUCAAAACGAAACCAGACCCAAAGAACCAGGGCAGCGUGCUCAGUAUGGGUUUCGGUUUCGCCGAAUUCAAAUCCAAGGAUGCUGCUGAUAAGGCCAUUGCUACUCUCGAUGGCUACAACUUGGAAGGCCACAAGAUCCAGUUGAAGUUGUCUCACCGCAAGUCCGGCGCCAAAGACACCACCGCCAAGUCGAAGAAAUCCAGCAAAAUCAUCAUCAAGAACUUGCCGUUCGAGGCUGCCAGAAGAGACGUUUUGGAGCUUUUUGGCGCUUAUGGCCAGAUCAAAUCCGUCAGAGUGCCCAAGAAGUUCGACAAGAGCGCCAGAGGUUUCGCUUUUGUGGAGUAUACGUUGUUGAAGGAGGCAGAAAACGCCAUGGACCAAUUGCAGGGUGUCCAUUUGCUUGGAAGACGUUUGGUGAUGCAGUAUGCUGAACAGGAUAGUGAAGAUGCCGAGGAAGAGAUUGAGAAGAUGACCAACAAGAUGAGAAAGCAGGCUGCCUCCAGGGAGGUUGCUGCUUUGAAGAUGACUGGUAAGGGCAAGGUCUCGCUUGAAGACGACGAAGAGGACCCUUUCAAGGAGUUUUAG
Molecule: messenger RNA, 2481 nt
Organism: Candidozyma pseudohaemuli
Lineage: Eukaryota; Fungi; Ascomycota; Pichiomycetes; Serinales; Metschnikowiaceae
Product: RNA-binding ribosome biosynthesis protein
Exons: 1
Coding region: 1-2481 (826 amino acids)
Molecular function (GO): RNA binding
Source: RefSeq, a predicted model, not a curated record